CCUCCACUCCACACCUCUCUCUCUCUCUCACUCCCAAAGGGUUUUAGCUCUCUCUCUCUCUCUCUUUCUCUCUCUGCAAAUUUCAACCGUUAGAUCUCUCUGUGUGUCUCUGAUCAGUUAUAUACAGUUGCUCUGUGUGUGUGUGGAGUGCAGAGUGGAGAUAGAAUUUUUUUGGUGGUUUUUGGGUUUGGGGGUUGGAAAAUUGGAAUUGGUAUGCACUCGAAGAAAUCAGGAGGAGGAGGAGGAGGAAGGGAUGGAGAGGGUGGCGGUGCGGCGGGGGAGGGGAUGGCGAUGCCGGUGCGAACGAGCGAUAGGCUGCGGAGGAGGCCGAAGAUGUACGGGAGAGCGUAUUUGUACUAUACAGGGAACAUCAGGAAGCAGAAGACCAAGAGCAAGACCAGGACUGCCGCUUCUCAGAUUGCCAAAAUGCUCUGUGUUCGCACUCCCAGUAAAGAUUCAGUUGCAACCAACCUUAGGCGUUCCACAAGAAAGAGAAGGGUUUCUGUAAAUCUCGAGGAUUACACAGAUAGUUCUGGAACAGAGGAUGAAGACUUAAUGAGACCCACAUUUCGACGUUUGAGGAACCGGGUUGACAAUAGUAUGAGUCAUGAUGACUUAUCAUCUCCCAAGCGUAGGAAGAUUGUGGAUACUAAACCAGCACCUAGGCGUGAAGGACUGCGCCCUCGUCGUUCUAAAUCAAUGGCAAGAGAACGGUUGGAGUUAGAGUCUGAUGAUGAGCAAGGUACUUCAUUAGAGAAGGCAGGUCAAGAUGACAUGGAAAAUGGGAAUGAUGUUGACGAUAAUGACGCAGAUGAUGGUCAAAAUGAAGGUGAGGGUGAAGAUGAGGAUGACGGUGAGGAUGAAGGAGAUGACGAUGGUGAUGGUGAUGAUGAAGAGGGUGAAGAAGAACAAGAGGGAAGGAGGAGAUAUGAUCUCCGAAAUCGUGCAGAAGUAAGACGGCUGUCUAUGGAAGAAGGUAAGCCAAGACCUAGAUCUCCUCGAAGAGUAUUACACCAAGGAAUGGGGACUAAGGUUGGUAGGGAUGUAAGGAAGGGUGGAUCAAGAGUUCAUAAGCGUCAUCGUAUGACGAGAGCUGAAGAUUCUGAUGAUUCUCUUCUUGUGGAUGAGCUGGACCAAGGCCCUGCAAUUCCCUGGGGGAGAGGUGGGAGCAGAUCUGGGCCUCCUUGGCUUCUUGGGGGACUAGAGAUGCAUGGGACAACAGCAUGGGGAUUGAAUAUUGCUGCAUCAGGUUGGGGUCAUCAGGGUGAUGCUUUUACUACGUUGACUUCUGGGAUUCAAACUGCUGGGCCAAGCUCAAAGGGAGGGGCUGACAUUCAACCUUUACAGGUUGAUGAGAGUGUUAGUUUUAAUGAUAUUGGUGGGCUUUCUGAAUAUAUUGAUGCUUUGAAGGAAAUGGUUUUCUUUCCCUUAUUAUAUCCAGAUUUCUUUGCUAGUUAUCACAUCACCCCACCAAGAGGAGUAUUGUUAUGUGGUCCUCCUGGCACUGGGAAAACGUUAAUUGCCAGAGCAUUAGCCUGUGCUGCGUCAAAGGCUGGCCAGAAAGUGAGUUUUUACAUGCGUAAGGGAGCCGAUGUUCUAAGCAAAUGGGUUGGUGAGGCUGAAAGACAAUUGAAACUACUUUUUGAGGAAGCACAAAGGAAUCAGCCUUCCAUCAUCUUUUUUGAUGAAAUAGAUGGACUCGCUCCUGUGAGAUCUAGCAAACAAGAGCAAAUUCAUAAUUCUAUUGUAUCUACAUUGCUUGCUUUAAUGGAUGGUCUUGAUUCUCGUGGACAAGUUGUUUUAAUCGGAGCUACCAACAGGAUUGAUGCCAUUGAUGGAGCCUUGCGACGCCCUGGUCGAUUUGAUCGUGAAUUUAAUUUUCCUUUGCCUGGAUGUGAGGCACGUGCUGAAAUUUUGGACAUUCACACUCGCAAAUGGAAACAUCCUCCUUCAAAGGAUCUAAAAUUGGAACUUGCAGCUAGUUGUGUAGGCUACUGUGGUGCUGAUUUAAAAGCUCUGUGCACUGAAGCUGCCAUUCGUGCUUUUCGUGAAAAAUAUCCUCAGGUUUACACAAGUGAUGACAAAUUUGUGAUUGAUGUUGAUUCAGUAAAGGUUGAGAAGUAUCACUUUGUUGAAGCCAUGUCAACAAUUACCCCAGCUGCUCACCGAGGAGCUGUUGUGCACUCUAGGCCGCUGUCUUCAGUAGUUGCACCAUGUCUACAAAGACAUCUUCAGAAAGCCAUGAAUACUAUAUCAGACAUAUUCCCUCCAAUUGGAGUUUCAUCAGAGUUGACCAAGCUUUCUAUGCUCUCUUAUGGUUCUGCUAUUCCUCUUGUCUACAGGCCUCGACUUCUAAUUUAUGGUGGUGAAGGUACUGGGCUGGAUCAUAUUGGGCCAGCAAUUUUACAUGAAAUGGAGAAAUUUCCCGUUCAUUCUCUAGGACUUCCAUCUCUUCUUUCAGAUCCUAGUGCAAAGACCCCAGAGGAGGCACUGGUACAUAUAUUUGGUGAAGCAAGGAGAACAACACCAUCAAUACUCUAUUUACCUCAGUUCAACCUUUGGUGGGAGAAUGCACAUGAGCAGCUCAGGGCUGUCCUGCAGACUUUGCUGGAAGAAUUGCCUUCUGACUUACCUAUAUUAUUUCUUGGAACAUCCUCUGUUCCACUUGCUGAAAUUGAAGAUGUGCCUUCUUCAAUAUUUUCUCUCCGUUAUGUCUACCAGGUCAGUGAACCAUCUGCUGAAGACAGAUCUUUGUUCUUUGACCACUUAAUUGAAGCUGCUCUGUCAGUCUUGUCGGAGGGCACAGCAAAAAAAUCACCCAAGUCGGCCUCCCUCACUGAACUUCCUAAGGCACCAAAAGUGGCAAGUGGUCCAAAGGUCUCUGAGUUAAAAGCCAAGGUAGAAGCUGAGCAGCAUGCCCUUCGCCGAUUGCGAAUGUGCCUAAGAGAUGUUUGCAACCGGGUUUUGUAUGAUAAACGGUUUAGCGCCUUCCAUUUUCCAGUCUUGGACGAGGAUGCUCCAAACUACCGUUCAAUUAUCCAGAACCCUCUGGACGUGUCUACUCUGCUUCAACGUGUUGAUUCAGGGCAGUAUAUUACAUGUUCAACAUUCGCGCAAGAAGUAGAUCUCAUUGUUUCCAAUGCGAAGGCUUACAAUGGAGAUGAUUAUAACGGUGCUAGGAUUGUUAGUAGAGCUUAUGAACUUCGAGAUGCAGUGCAUGGGAUGCUAUCACAAAUGGACCCUGCAUUGGUUGCAUACUGUGACAAGAUUGCUGCCCAAGGUGGUCCUAUGCAUUUGCCAGAUGAUUUGGCAGGUUCUACUUUCCCAUCUAACCCUGUUGUGCAGCUGGGAACUGUUACCAGAGUGAGUGCACGACUUCGUAAUGUCCAACCAGAGGUUAAUCUAGAUCAAAGUUAUGAGGCACUGAAACGGCAAAAGAAGAAUGCUGAUGCUGCACAUGCAGCUUCAACAGUAGAAGAUAAGUCACGGCAGCAAGAUUCACAACUGCCAAAGUCAUCCCAGGAACCUGAGACAAAUGAUGAAAAUCCUGAAAGACCAGAAACCUCAUCUGCUGAUGGUAAUCAGCAUGAAACUUCUGGAGAAGCUUCUGGUCAUGCUGAUGGGAGCGGAUCUGAAGAUGUCGUAAUGUCUGAUGGUGAUAUUUCAAACCAAGUGGAGUCUGUCAAGCUGCUUCUCGUGAAGCAUACCGCUAGCUACAGCAUUCCACAGCUUGAAAGGCUUUACACACGAAUAAUGAAGGGUAUUUUUGAAACCAAAGCCGAAGUAAAAGAUGAUCUUAAGCCUUCAAUUUUGAGGUAUUUAUUGAAAUUUGCUGAGGAUGAGGCAAAUUUCUAAUGCGUUUACAUUUUUUUAUAACUUUAAACCAAAAAAAAAAAAAAAUCCAAAAAUCAAAAAGAUACCAGCAAUGUAAAGUCGGGAUUUUCUUUUCAAUGCAAAAAUCAUUGAGUGAAA
This is a messenger RNA of Quercus lobata, 3972 nucleotides long. Its product is annotated as cell division cycle protein 48-related / CDC48-like protein. The coding region runs from base 214 to 3855 and encodes 1213 amino acids. Gene Ontology annotation, biological process: transcription initiation-coupled chromatin remodeling; nucleosome assembly; nucleosome disassembly. Gene Ontology annotation, cellular component: nucleus. Lineage: Eukaryota; Viridiplantae; Streptophyta; Magnoliopsida; Fagales; Fagaceae. The record is from RefSeq and is a predicted model, not a curated record. Gene Ontology annotation, molecular function: chromatin binding; histone binding; ATP binding. The transcript has 11 exons.